Molecule: messenger RNA, 1958 nt
Organism: Rhizopus microsporus ATCC 52813
Lineage: Eukaryota; Fungi; Mucoromycota; Mucoromycetes; Mucorales; Rhizopodaceae
Product: galactose-binding like protein
Exons: 7
Coding region: 490-1863 (457 amino acids)
Biological process (GO): allantoin catabolic process
Molecular function (GO): allantoicase activity
Source: RefSeq, a predicted model, not a curated record
AUAAAAUAAAUGAUAUUUAUUAUUUCAUGAAAGAAAUUUGGAAGGUGGUUAUAUAUCUGUGUAUUAUAAAUAAGAAGUCUGGUUCCUGUCAGCAAACGCUUGAAUAAGCAUGUAACGCAAAAUAACUUCCUUUGAUGAGCAUUAGUGGUUAAGUCAAUAUAAUAAUAAAGUACAAUCUCUUCAUCGCAUUCAUUUGUUCUGACGAUAGCAAUAUUUCACGGGGCUGAUGAUAAAGAAUAAAGGACCUUUGACUGUAGCUGCUCUUAUUUCUUUUACAUUAUUCAAAGGCAUUCAUGUAAGCAAUUAUUCGGGGCUUCCUCUAGAGUGCAAAGUGAAUGGUGACUUCUGGAUCAGCCUUUUUUCGCACACAACGACACCCAACUCAAAAUCGAACAAGGUGUAUCUCCAAACUUUUUGUUGUCUUUAUUUGAUUUUGAUUGGCCUAAUUUUGAUUUUCAGCUUGUCUCAUUUUAGAUUAACUGUACUUUAAUGCAUCAUGGUGUAUUUUCCGAGAAUUUUCUUUUUUCUCUUGUAAAACAACAUACAAUGGGAAACGCAUUAUCAAAGACACAAUUCAUCAAACUUGACGCAAAUGACAUUAAUGAAACGGUACUGGAGGAAUACGCAGAAUUAAGCUCCAUGCUAAGAAACUCGAGUAUUGAGUUCGUUUCAGAUGAGUAUUAUGGGAAAGCAGAGAAUCUGUUAAAACAAGAAAGCGUAGAUAUAAACCAUUGCCUUUAUCAAGAGGGUACCAAGGAUGGGUGGCAAGUACAAAGACACUUGAGCACUGCAUACGUGAUCAUUAAAUUGGGAUGUACUGGAACAAUAUCAGGGUUUGAUAUUGACACGACUGGAUUUACGGAUGCAGCGCCUACAAAUGUUCUUGUCGAAGGAUAUGUUGAAAGUAAAAAUCACGGUGAAAAGUGGAUCACUUUACUUCCCAAUGUACCUAUUGAUAUGAAUGCGCAUAACUUCUUCAAGAUACAACAUGAUCAGCACAUCUAUUCUCGUAUCAAGCUGACUACUGCUCCUGGUGGUGGCAUUGCCCGCUUCCGUUGUUAUGGACACGUCGUUCCUAUUUGGACUAACUUAAAGCAAGAAUACAAUCUAGCUUCAGCCAAUUUAGGUGCACAGAUUGUGCGUUGGACAGACGCCGAUCAUGCUAAUAAACCCAAUAUUCUGCUGGACAAUGGCUUGUCACCACUUGAUGGCUGGUUAACCCCACGAUCUCGUUAUGAACCAAGAAAUGAUUUUGUAGUCAUUCAAUUAGCUACAUUGGGAGUUAUCAAGGACAUUAUUAUAGAUACAACAUCGUUCAUAGGAAACAUUCCUAAAUAUAUUUCGAUUGAAGGAUGCAAUAGUAAUGAAAUUGACCCAUAUAGGGAUCCAAAUACAGAAUGGUUUAAACUAGUAGACAAGGAACCAUGUGCGCCAAAUAGUAGUGUUGCUUAUGUAGUUGAUUAUGGCUUACCAGUAUCUCAUAUCAAGCUUACGUUACACCCUGAUGGUGGAAUACAACAGAUUCAAGUGUUAGGCGUGCCUUAUACCGGAGAGCAGCAAGAAGAUAUCUUGACUGUAGAUCAAAAUGAAGCAAUGAUUGAAAAUGAAGAAAUAGCUGAAAAAGAAGAAAGACAAUUGGAUAAUCAAAUUACAAAAGAACUUGGCAAUCUAUUGUUCCCUACGCCGCCUUUAGAACAAACUGUGAUCACGACAACAACCAAGAUUACUCAAAAGAGAAGAAAAUCAAUUGAAUUAGUGCAAGAAGAACCACCAGCCAAAUUGACUAAACCAUCUCAAGAACCAGAAUCAGAGAAAACAAGUCGUAAUGGUACAAGACGUAACAGAUCAUCAAGACUGCGUUAAUUACAUCAUUUAAAUAAUAAACAAUGUUCACAUUAAACUGUGUGAUAGAGUCACAAGUAUUUUUUGAAAUUUUUGAUCCAACAAUGAUACAAUUU